Molecule: messenger RNA, 5411 nt
Organism: Chionomys nivalis (European snow vole)
Lineage: Eukaryota; Metazoa; Chordata; Mammalia; Rodentia; Cricetidae
Gene: Arhgef5
Product: Rho guanine nucleotide exchange factor 5
Exons: 15
Coding region: 144-4889 (1581 amino acids)
Biological process (GO): intracellular signal transduction; activation of GTPase activity
Cellular component (GO): cytoplasm; nucleus
Molecular function (GO): guanyl-nucleotide exchange factor activity; protein binding
Source: RefSeq, a predicted model, not a curated record
UCCCGUCCGGCGGCAGGGGCGGGCCGCGGGUGGGGCGCCGGGACGGCCUGGCCUGGCUGGGGACCGCGGCGGGCGCCGGGACCUGGAGGGGACUCUCGGGCCGGCCCGAGGCAGCAUGUGACUCCGACCAGGAUCUGACCCUGAUGGAGGCUGAGGAGCCUGAGCAUGGAGCAUCUGCAUCCAGCCCUGCCAUAGAAGACUUUAAAACUGUCCCUGAAGCUAUCAUGAGGAGCAGUCAGAUCUCUUCCCUUGAGCCUGAAGCUCAAGAAGGCCAAGACCCAUCCUACAAGUGGGCAGAUGGACAUAGACUCUUGAUGAACCAGCCAAAAGAUUUAAGGGACAUGAGAGACCACACACCUGAUAGUGUGGGAUUUUUCUUAAAGGAAGUUUCUUCAGAUGUGGAGAACAACCAGGAAAUCCUUGUGGCUGAGGCCUGUGACACUCCAGACCUGCAGGAAGCAGUAUCCCAGAGCCUUAAAGACCAACUGUCAAGAACAAUAGCUGUCCCGGAGCUCUUGGCCUGUGGUGUUCAGGAAGAAUGGCUAGACAAAUCCAGCCAGCUAGAUAGCAGAGUGGAGGCAGAGCUGCAGCCCGAACUCAUGUCUUUGACAUUGUCGAUUAGCCCAGCAAAAGAAGAGGAAGAAACCCCUCCAGACACCUCUAACGCUAGAGGAUCUUGGCCUUCCUGCAGAAAGCACCCUGGGGAAACUGACCAGUAUGAGGGGGACGGAAGUGAACUGCCGAGCCAGGGGAAACAGCUGCAGCUGGAGGACACACAAGAAAAGCAAGGGCAAGAAGGCCUCCUCCAACCUCUGGAGGCCCAGGGACUGGAGGAACAGGAAGGACAAGAAGUAGAAAUUCAGGAGGAAGGAACUCUGAGGGAAGGCCUUUGUUCUGAUGGUCUUCUGCGGGAGCAGGAAGAGGAGGGAGAGGAGGUUAAUGGCAAUGAGGAUGAACAGAAACAGGAUAAGGACCGAAACCAUAUAAUGCUAGGAGCACAAAGGGAAAGCGAGGGGCUCAGUGAGGAAUUGGGGGUUCUGGAUUACAGUGAGUGUGAUCAAGAGGACUGGGACAGGAAGGUUCAGGGUCAGAGGGAUUCAGAGGAGGAGGAACAGGACAGGGAAAUAAGAGAGGUGGAAGAGAGGAGGGCGAAUGUGCAGUUUGCAGAGGAGCGAAGGUUAGUAGUGCAGUCAGAGAACGUAAGUGGGAAGCAGGCAGAGCAUGGUGACACAGGAACAGUGAUGCCAGUGGAGCGGCAGGAGGAGGUCCUAGACUCAGGUGAGGGGGAGCAAGGGAAUGGGGGAAGGGUUGGGCAGGCCUCGGAGGAAGGGAGGAGAACGGAAGAUGACAAGUGCUGUCCCCUAGUGGAUCCUAUAGCUCCUGAGGGUCUCUCUCCGGGUUCAUUGUUUCCAGGCGUCUCUUGCGUUGAUAGUCCUGGGGUUCAGAGGCAUCCUGUUUCUAAGGAACUGAUACCCCAAGUUCUGUCUCCUGCACUGGAGACAAUAGAAUGGUCUCACCAACCCAUUUCUCCAUCUGCUUCUUUUGCUACUGAAGAAGCCCUUGAAGAUAGGACUCACAACAGCCAGCAAGAAGGAGUCAGGCUAAGGAAGGGGGGAGUAUCCAUCCAGGGGACCGAGGUUGACUCUGCCAGUGUAUCUGAGACUCCUAGGACACCGGAUUCAGCCCCUUUCAGUUCCACCGAAGUCUUCCCCGUUGCUGCCUCCUUGUCACCUGUUAACGCUCAGGUUUUCCUUCCUGGGAAGGACACCCUAGCAGCCUGUCUCUCAACUGACACUUCACCUCAUUGUGGGGCAUUUGAGACUCCUCCCUUACCUGUAAAAACUACUAAGGACCCAUGUGCCACCUCUGACAAGGCCAACCAUCAUAGCCCUCUCUGCAGCUACACUGGAACCACCCAACAUCUAAGAAGUAACUCGUUCCCAGGCUUUCACAGGACAGAACAGACUCCAGAAUCUGUGGGAAUGUCGUCUUCUUUUUCUCAUUCGGAACUGCCGCAGAGGCCCCCCAAACCUGCCAUCUAUGGCUCUCUGAUCCCAAGGAGAGACAGAAGAAGCAGGGACGGUAUCAUCUUUUCAGAUUCCUCUACUGCUUUUUUUCCUGUGAGACAGGACUCCAGAGAAUUUGCUUCAAAUCCAGAGGGACCCAGCAAUCUUUAUGGCAGUCAGCCAUGGAGCUCCCCACAGAGCUCAGCCCUUGCCACAGGCUCUCCUGUGCCUGCUUCUUCUCCAUCCACUGUCUCCAUGGAUAUGAGGAUACAUGAAACUUUGCCCCCUCCUCCCCCAGAAAAGAGACAUAGCUACAGUUCCGUCAUGGAGAGAGACCACCAUCUUCAUGCCGUAACCCCCACACUGAAGCGACAUAGUCAUCCUCCUCCCUUGGCCCUAAGUUCGGGCCUACAUGGAUUUCCUAAAGGCCCAUUUCCCCUAGUUCCUGACUCUUUUGUGGCAAGGCAGCAUCGCCCUCUGCCAUCCACCCCAGAAGACCCCCACCAAGCUCAGACCUCCAUCCCCCCCAGGCUGAGAUACAACAAACCGUUACCCCCAACACCCGACGCUCCUGAGCUCUGCCAUUCUUCAAACUCUCCCUCUAGUGUACCAAAGAAGUACAGGCCUCUACCCCCAGUUCCUCCCUCUGAGCCACCUCCCUUACCCCCCAAGUCCAGGGAAAGAAGCAGGAGUAUCCAGGGGGCAGUUAGACAUCCAGGGGGUCAAGCCAAACCAAGGCCCACUGGCCAAGACUGGACAGUCUCCACUCUGUCUGUUGGACGGACCUCUUGGCCCCCGGCCACAGGCAGAUCAACAGACUCUUUGGCUGCCACCAGUAGGGGUAACAGUGAAGUGUCACCUGGCCUAGCUUUCAGCAACAUGACAAACCUUCUAAGUCCCUCUUCCCCUACCACUCCCUGGAUCCCAGAACUUCAGAGACCUACCAGUAAGGAUGAGUUAGGACUCACUGAAGAGUCUGAGUCCCCAGUGAGAGGAUCGUUUAGAAGAUCAGGCCCUCAGGAGAGAUACAACACACACACACGGAGGUCAUCUUUGGGAUCAAGAAAACAGUCAGAAAAACCCAUCCACCACCAACUGGAGAAGACAUCCAGCUGUCCCGACAGGCAGGACCCAGCGAGGACAGAGGGUGGCAGUGAACUGGCUGUCGGCCAGGCAUCCAACAAGCACAAGAGCUGGAACCGGCAAGGGCUACGGAGACCUUCUCUUUUGCCUGAGAGUGCUUCAGAUUUAAGAAACUCAGGCAUGGGAAGACCUCCUGGCUCUUCAGACUCUGUUGUUUUCCGGGAGAAGAAACCAAAGGAGGGGAUAGGCUUUUCAAGACGUUGCUCCAAGCUCAUCAACUCCUCCCAGCUACUCUAUCAGGAGUACAGUGACGUUGUUCUGAACAAGGAGAUCCAGAGUCAGCAGCGGCUGGAUAGUCUGGCCGAGGGACCUGGAAUCUCUUCCCCUCGGCAUCGCCGAAAGGCAGUGGUGCCUUCGGACUCCUACCUCCAGCGCCUCUCCAUGGCCUCCAGUGGCUCCCUGUGGCAGGAGAUCCCUGUGGUGCGCAACAGUACCGUGCUACUGUCCAUGACCCAUGAAGAUCAAAAACUGCAAGAGGCCAAAUUUGAGCUGAUUGUGUCAGAGGCAUCUUACCUUCGCAGUCUAAACAUAGCUGUGGAUCAUUUCCAACAUUCAGCCCAACUCCGGGCCUCCCUGUCCACCCAGGAUCACCAGUGGCUCUUCUCUCGUCUACAGGAUGUGCGAGAUGUCAGCACCACGUUCCUUUCCGACCUAGAAGAAAACUUCGAGAACAACAUCUUCUCUUUCCAAGUGUGUGAUGUUGUCUUGAACCAUGCCCCUGACUUCCGCCGAGUCUACCUGCCUUAUGUCACCAACCAGACCUAUCAGGAGCGCACCUUCCAAAGUCUAAUGAAUAGCAACAGCAGUUUCCGAGAGGUCUUAGAGAAGCUCGAGAGCGACCCCAUCUGCCAGCGCCUGUCCCUCAAGUCCUUUCUGAUACUGCCUUUCCAGCGGAUCACCCGUCUCAAGCUGCUGCUUCAGAACAUUCUGAAGAGAACCCAGCCUGGCUCCUCAGAAGAGGCAGAGGCCACAAAGGCACACCAUGCCUUGGAGAAGCUGAUCCGGGACUGCAACAGCAAUGUGCAGAGGAUGCGGCGGACAGAGGAGCUCAUCUACCUGAGCCAGAAGAUCGAGUUUGAGUGCAAAAUUUUUCCGCUGAUUUCCCAAUCUCGAUGGCUGGUGAAGAGUGGGGAGCUGACGGCCCUUGAGUUCAGUACCUCCCCAGGGCUGAGGAGGAAACUGACCACUCGUCCAGUCCACCUGCAUCUCUUCAAUGACUGUCUGCUGCUGUCCCGACCCCGAGAGGGCAACCGGUUCCUGGUAUUUGACCAUGCUCCGUUCUCCUCCAUUCGAGGAGAGAAGUGUGAAAUGAAGCUGCAUGGGGCUAACAAGAACCUCUUCCGUGUGUUCCUGCUGCAGAACACACAGGGAGCCCAAGUUGAGUUCCUCUUCCGCACUGACACUCAAAGUGAAAAGCUUCGGUGGAUCUCAGCGUUAGCCAUGCCCAGAGAGGAGCUGGACCUGCUUGAGUGUUAUGAUUCCCCACAAGUUCAGUGCCUCCGAGCCUACAAGCCCCGAGAGAAUGAUGAGUUGGCUCUAGAGAAGGCUGAUGUGGUGAUGGUGACUCAGCAAAGCAGUGAUGGCUGGCUGGAGGGGGUGAGGCUCUCAGAUGGAGAGCAAGGCUGGUUCCCAAUCCAACAAGUAGAGUUCAUUUCAAAUUCAGAGGUCCGUGCACAGAACCUCAAGGAAGCCCAUCGAAUCAAGACUGCCAAACUGCAGCUGGUAGAACAGCAAGUCUAGCUAUUUGGGGAAAGAAUCUUUUGAGCUCAUGAAUAAGCCUUCCUGGAGAUGGUUGGCUCCAGAAACCUGCUGUAGAGGCGUUCUGUGGACCAGAAACUUGGCCUUCUAGAAGCCCCAGGGAUAGCUCAGUCCCUUGCUCCAAUACUUCUUUGCAUUUUGUGCUUGGUAGGGAAUAUGGAGUGACUUCACACUGGAUUCUGGGAUUUCCUUUUCUCAUAGGAAAAGGGACUGUGGGGCCCAAGCCCAGGCAUUGUACUCCUCACUACCAGAUGGUGCGUGUACAUCAUCUGCUGCUUACUUCAGACUCCGAGCUGGCCGGAUGUGAGGUUGUGGACCUGUGUUCCCAGAUGGACCUCAGCCCACUGGAGAGUGGGAUGGGGGUUAGCACAUCAGGUGGGAGGUGAACCUGCUGACCUCUAGGAUAUCUUCUGAUCUAGAGAUUCUCCCCAGUGCAUGCUGUGCGCCUCUGAGGUCUUUGUUUCUUGGUGGCAUGUGAGGGUGGCAUUCUCUCACUCUAAUAAA